Messenger RNA from Neodiprion fabricii, 1052 nucleotides. Its product is annotated as U6 snRNA-associated Sm-like protein LSm6. The coding region runs from base 158 to 397 and encodes 79 amino acids. NCBI's taxonomy places the organism in Eukaryota, Metazoa, Arthropoda, Insecta, Hymenoptera, Diprionidae. Gene Ontology annotation, cellular component: P-body; nucleolus; U6 snRNP. Gene Ontology annotation, molecular function: RNA binding. The record is from RefSeq and is a predicted model, not a curated record. The transcript has 3 exons. Gene Ontology annotation, biological process: maturation of SSU-rRNA; mRNA splicing, via spliceosome.
UCUAGGGACUUUGGUACGUCAACCUUCAGAAUCACCUUCUUGCCUUCAUUCUUAUAUGCCUGUGGCUUAAAUUAUUGAAUAUCUAGUUUGAAGCUACCACGCACCAGAUCGGAACAAGAAAAACAAUAAUAAAUUCGCUUAUUUACAAAAUAAUAAGAUGAGCCGCAAAGAAGCACUUUCUCAAUUUAUACAACAAAUUCAUGGCCGACCAGUAGUAGUAAAAUUAAAUAGUGGUGUUGAUUACAGAGGCGUCUUGGCAUGUCUUGAUGGGUACAUGAACAUCGCGCUUGAACAAACAGAAGAGUAUGUUAAUGGACAGUUAAAGAAUAAGUACGGCGAUGCCUUCAUUCGAGGAAAUAAUGUGCUGUACAUAAGCACACAGAAACGAAGGACAUGAAAUGUGAAAUUCCAAGUAUCUAAAACUGAUCAUAUAUAAUUAAGAUAACAAAAGAUAUAGAAGUAAAUAAUGGACUGUCAUAUUACAUUUCCUCAAAAUAAUAUUUAUUUGUAAUACAUGCUGUUCAUCUAUUUCUGUACCUAACCACAGACUUCUGCCAUUUCCGGUCAGAUCCGACAUGACGAAUGUAUAUUUUGGUUGUAUGGAAGUCAUUCCACAUCAAACAGUACAGUUUUGGGGCACAAUUAACAUUGAUAAUUUCAAACUUCACGAAAGGUUAUAAAUAUGUUGGCGUAGUUUCGAAGUGAUUCCUCUUAAUAUCAUUCCCAGUUACUCAUACUCCAAAAUUUCAAGAAAACGGUAAAAUAGUCGUGCACGGGGAAUUUCAAACAGUCGUAUUUCCGGACCGAUUCAUCAUACAGAGUCCAGAUGGAGCUCAUUUCAAAGCUAAUAAUAUUACCCUGAAGUGCAUGUAUACGAAUUACAUGAAUUUCACUUCUCUCGUGACGAAACUGUUUUUUCAUCAGUACAAUUAUUCGAAGGGAUUUUUCACCAUGAUCUGCAUUACCUAAAUCUCUGAAAAAAUACUAGUGUGUUCCUCAUUUGAUUUCCACUAAAACGUUAUGAAUGAAUUUUUGCAAAACAAUAUGGUGUA